AUGCCUGGCUUUACGUGCUGCGUGCCAGGCUGCUACAACAACUCGCACCGGGACGAGGCGUUGCACUUCUAUACGUUUCCCAAGGACGCUGAGCUGCGGCGCCUUUGGCUUAAGAACGUGUCCCGUGGCGGCAUCAGUGGGUGCUUCUCCACCUUCCAGCCCACCACGGGCCACCGUCUCUGCAGCGUUCACUUCCAGGGUGGCCGCAAAACCUACACGGUGCGGGUCCCCACCAUCUUCCCGCUGCGCAGAGUCAACGAGCGCAAAGUACCGCACAGACCCGCGGGGGCCGCAGCUGCCCGCCGCAGGCGGCAGCGGCGGCAGCAGCAGCAGCAGCAGUCGCCAUCCGCCUCCACUGCCCAGACCGCCCAGCUGCAGCCGAACCUGGUAUCUGCUUCUGCGGCUGUGCUCCUCACCCUUCAGGCUGCUGUGGACAGCAGCCAGGCUCUGGGAUCCGUGCCUCCGGCGCCCACCACUCCCACGGGAGAAGAUGUGAAGCCCAUUGACCUGACGGUGCAAGUGGAGUUCGCGGCCGCAGAGGGCGCAGCCGCUGCGUCGGAGCUUGAGGCUGCUACAGCAGGGCUGGAGGCCGCCAAGUGCCCCACGGGCCCCCAGUUGGUGGUGGUCGGGGAAGAGGGCUUCCCUGAUACUGGCUCCGACCACUUGUACUCGUUGUCAGGCACCACAGAGGAGGAGCUCUUGCGCAAGCUGAACGAGCAGUGGGACAUCCUGGCGCUGAUGGAGGUGAAGAUGAAAGAGAUGAAGGGCAGCAUCCGUCACCUACGUCUCACCGAGGCCAAACUCCGUGAAGAACUACACGAGAAGGAUCAGCUGCUGGCCAUGGCUGUCAUCCGCAAGAAGCACGGAAUGUGA
Balaenoptera acutorostrata (minke whale) is the source of this 873-nucleotide messenger RNA. Its product is annotated as THAP domain-containing protein 11-like. Lineage: Eukaryota; Metazoa; Chordata; Mammalia; Artiodactyla; Balaenopteridae. Gene Ontology annotation, molecular function: RNA polymerase II cis-regulatory region sequence-specific DNA binding. Gene Ontology annotation, biological process: regulation of transcription by RNA polymerase II. The transcript has a single exon. Gene Ontology annotation, cellular component: nucleoplasm. The record is from RefSeq and is a predicted model, not a curated record. The coding region runs from base 1 to 873 and encodes 290 amino acids.